CUUCCGGUUAGCUUGGCUUGUAGUCUGUGUUGACAGGUGUAACUGUAGCCAACACGAAGGUAGCAAGUGUUAGAGAACACCUGUUCUGCCGCUAUGCAUUGACUUCACUUUACCUAACUGUAGCUCAAACUAAACUAUAAGGAAGAAGGGUGUCAGGGGAAAUAUAAAUCGAAGGAGAAAGAUACACGUUGGCAGGUAAACACGUGCGAUGCGUGCUCCUCUGCGAUGGGUGCUAUGGGAUGUGAAGGACACCCUGCUGAAGGUACGUUUGUCAGUAGGAGAGCAGUACUGCAAGGAAGCUGAACGAAUGGGCUUGAGUAUCAGUCCUGCGGAGGUCAAUGCUGCUUUCCUCCAAGCAUAUCGGGAUUAUUCAAGAAGAUACCCCAAUUACGGCAUCACACAUGGCCUCAACGGACAGUCUUGGUGGAUGGCUGUGGUGCAGAACACUUUCUCAAAGUGUGGGGUACAGGACCCAGCUUUGAAAAACACCAUAUCUCUCAACCUUUAUCAUAACUUCAGCAAUGCAGACAACUGGGAGGUAUAUCCAGACACACAAAAGGCCCUGAAGAGUUGUUCUGCUCUUGGACUGAAGCUCGGUGUGGUAUCUAACUUCGACAACCGCCUUGAAGAAAUUUUGCGUGCUUGUAAGCUGCUGUCUCACUUUAGCUUUGUAAUAACUUCAGAAGAAGCAGGAGUAGCAAAACCCAGUCCAGCCAUCUUCAACCAGGCGCUGCAGAAAUGUGGCGUCCCAGCUGCCAACGUGGCUCAUGUUGGAGAUGACUAUGUGAGAGAUUACCUCACCUCUCGGGGUGUUGGGAUCCACGGGUUUCUUUUAGACCGAAACAACAACCCGAACCAACCUGACGUUCCCAGAGAGCAUCGGCUCCCUUCCCUGGAUGAGCUCCCAUCACGGCUUCAGGAGCUGAUGGACUAAAGCCAAACAGUCAUGGACUCAACUGCAAAGCUGUUCAGUCCAGUUAAGGACCUAAUAUCUGGGAUACAGCCAUGCUUACCUUAGUGAGCACAACCAUAUUAUCCCUCUUCAGCCGAUUAAUGUGUACUGACAGAAAUUUACUGUGAAAUCUGUAAUAUAUAACUGCACUAUAUGUGUAUGUCACUGAAUAAUUGUUUUUAUUGUCAACAAUUUGGGAGCAAUAAAUAACCUAAUCUAAUCUAUUUUCUAUAAAACUGCUUCAUUACUGCAGAGUAAAAGAUAAUUAUAUAAAAGUAUAUUAUCCGAUAAGGAAUAUUAGAUGACCAAUAUUGUUGUUUAUAUUAGCCCUCUUAAAAAACUAAAAAUCAUCGUAGCAUUAAUCUUCCUUUUAUAAUGAAGGCUGGUGUGGAUGAGUUAAAGAGUUGGUUUAUUUAAAUUAUUGACCUUUCAGCAUUAUCACAGGUUCAUAAAGACAACAGCUCUCAAAAACACUGAAUGAUUUGCUCUUUCAAUGAGCCAUCAAUACUAAAUGUGCCUCAGAGGCUACGGUUUCCUCACACAUUAAAUUUUAUGAUCGAUGACGUCACUAAUUUUGUGAUUUUGCAAGACAUUGACACUACCAUAGAGGUGGUACAGUAUGUACAUUUACAUAAAAUAGCCAAAUGAUGAGCAAAGCUGUCAUUGGUGAUUUAAAAAAAAAACAUGCAGACCAAGAGCUUGGACAGACAGAUGGAGGAUGGCAUAACAUAGAACGUCCAACUACGUACAGAAAGCUUCAGUCAUCGUUGACUCAUGCUGUAAAGACGACAAUGCUGACGUAAAGUUUGUUAGUAAUAAUCUGAACACUACUCAGAACCAGUGGACAUUCUUGUAAAUUCCUCUUUUUGUUUUUAUGGUGAUGUAACCCUCUAAACUAAGUCAAGUGCGUUUGCUUGACUUUCUUUAAAUGGUCACUUUAAAUUACGUUUGUUUGAGUGCUUAGCAGCGAAGAAGAACAAGGCAGGAUUGCUUAACCUUAAUACUCUUAUUUCAAACCAUCUGCCGGAGGAAGAUAGUAGGGAUAUUGAGCCAAGGAUCAAGAGGACCAGAAGAGGAAAAGAAAAAGAACACCAGAAUGGCAUCGCAAUUCACAGCAGAGCUCCAGCCUGUUAUGGAGAAAGGGGAUUGACACUUAUCCAAAUCAGAUUUAGAGACUUAAGGAGAAUUUCCAGAUGUUCAUAAAACAGCUGUCAAUUUUGAGUCACAGAACAGUAGUCACUCAAUACUUGGUUCCACUUCUCCUGCCCUGUAACCACUUCAUUUUUCCCCUCUUUUCUCCACACAUUCCUUUGUACAGUAUGUUAAAAGGGUAUUGUGUAUCUUUAGGGAUGCAUCCGCAAGAGCUGCUUAAUUCAAAGCUGGUUUAGUAGCUCAGCCAGACGGCUCUAAAGGGCUCCGCAGAAAUCCAAUUGCAGACAUAAUGGGAUUGCAAAACAAAACGGAGCUCCUCAUACGCAGUGCAAAAGGAAUGAGCGGAGAGGAGGAGAAAGAGCACGCUACGAGGAACGAUGUCAGUCUGAUGACACACGAUGCCAAUGAAAAAAAACUACAUGGCUGUGGCUCACUAUUGUACAGUGAGCUCACGUUAUAGAAUCUUUGACGUAUAAAAAACUUCAUUCAAAGCUCAGAGAGUGAAAAGACAAAUAAAUAAGUGAAUGGCCAUACAGAGGGUGGCUGAAACAUUUCCUUCAGCUAUAAAAGCACUCAAGAAUUAGGCCUUUUGUGCUAUUGUGCCUCAGGUUCAGGGUUUCAUGUUGGCAUUUCUGUGUCUUGAAAUAUUCAGCAGAAGAGGAAAAUAGAAGAGCAAAGCGUUACAAAAUCAAGGGUAUUUGAAGAGAGAGCGCUUCGGAAGUGAAAAGAAGGUCACGCAACGAAUUGAAUCACAGGCUCCAGAGAUCACACAGUAAUUAUUGGCACAUAAAUAAAAGUACACAGGCACACAUGCAGUUGCAUAUUUAAUUCUUCAUUGGAAAACAAAUGCAGAGAACAGAGACUUUCAAACGGUGACAACAUAAAUUUGACAAAAUAAAGUCAGUCCCAUUAUAAUUAACAUCCCCUUUAUGGAUGAUUUUAUACUGACACCAUAUAUACAUUGAGUUUUUAAUAACAAAAAAAGUUCUGUAAUGCAAAUGUCAUGAAAUAAUGUAAACAAAAGCAAGAGUAUCAUCCCCUCAGAAUCAUUUGGCAUGUAAAUACCAUCACAUUCAUCUAAUUGUGGAAGUCGCCACAGUCUAAUCAUCAUUUCCUCCCCUGUACACGUUUUACAUCCACGUCAGUUACUUUGUGUUCUUUUGUAUUCCUUCACCUUUAUUAAUUUAUUUUUAUCAGAGGUCUCUCUUGUUAAAAGUACAUUAUAAAUUUAAAGCAGAGGCAAUGCUAUAAGACUUUUCGAAAUAAAAGCAUUUUGUGCAAAUACAAGUUGUGUUUCUUCAAAAAUACACGCUGUGAAUCAAGUGCAUGCAUGCUUAGGGUGGAUGUGUACAAACCAUGUGCCUCUUUUCUUUCAGUGCAGGCAAAGUUAGAAAAAAAAAUGUGAUUUGGCAUCUCAUGUGGACGCAUUUCAAGUGACUACAAUCAAAGUGUAAGUACAAAGUGUAAGUGCAGUUUUUAUGAACAGUGAGCAAUAUUACAAAUGUACAAUAGAAUAACGUUUGUAUACUUAUAGCCUGCCAGUGAAAAACCUCUGAUGCAUGAACAUGUUCAAGUACAGCUCAGGAAUAAAAAAUAAAACUGAAAUAUUUUAUCUUCAGUAACAAUACUUCAGUCAUAAAAUCAUUAGAAAUAACACCUGAUUUGUUUUUUUUUUUAAAUUCCAACUUAUGUGUUUGGUUUUUUUUCCUUGUGUGUCUUCUCAGUUGCAGUCUUCAUUUAUAUAUAAUCAGUGGGAGUCCGUGUUGAUCCAGGGGUUUUUAAUCCAUCAGCAGUCAGUCCAGUUAUCAAUUCCUAAUUCUGUCAGGUGGUGUGAGGUCCUUCUUUAAAAGCAGACGUUAAAACUUCCUUAAAGCAGUAGUGUUUCCCCCCACCGUAAU
Sphaeramia orbicularis (orbiculate cardinalfish) is the source of this 4002-nucleotide messenger RNA. It is a transcript of the gene hdhd3, whose product is annotated as haloacid dehalogenase-like hydrolase domain containing 3. Gene Ontology annotation, cellular component: nucleus. Lineage: Eukaryota; Metazoa; Chordata; Actinopteri; Kurtiformes; Apogonidae. Bases 209 to 934 code for a protein of 241 amino acids. The record is from RefSeq and is a predicted model, not a curated record. The transcript has 3 exons.